Molecule: messenger RNA, 1305 nt
Organism: Brassica oleracea var. oleracea
Lineage: Eukaryota; Viridiplantae; Streptophyta; Magnoliopsida; Brassicales; Brassicaceae
Product: protein AIG1-like
Exons: 6
Coding region: 124-1155 (343 amino acids)
Molecular function (GO): GTP binding
Source: RefSeq, a predicted model, not a curated record
UGUAGUCAGGUUUACUGAUUCCGUAUAUAUUGCUGCGAAAGAGAUAUUUGCUUUUUGGGUAUUGUUGUUAUCUAAACUUCCUUGUCGUUUCAGCUUUCCUCUUUUUAAGCAACAAAAAGUUAUAUGAGUUUGUUGAAGAUGGGUGGAGAUUUGAUGGAAGAUGAUUGGGAAUUUGCUUCAUCGUCAAACCCUACUCGAACCCUAGUUCUUGUGGGCCGUACUGGAAACGGUAAGAGCGCAACAGGGAACAGUAUACUUGGGAAGAAAGCCUUUAGGUCAAGAGUAAGUACUCUAGGAGUGACGACCACAUGCGAGUCACAUAGAGUUGAACAAGAAGAUGGCCAGGUCAUCAAUGUCGUUGAUACUCCUGGUCUGUUUGAUGUGUCGAUGGCGGCUGCUUUUAUCUGUAAAGAAAUUGUGAGAUGCAUGACUUUGGCUGAAGAUGGGAUCCAUGCUGUUCUGUUGGUGUUCUCUGUGAGGGGACGUCUUUCUGAAGAGGAGAAGUCUGCUCUCUAUCACUUGCAAACUCUGUUUGGUAGUAAGAUCGCUGAUUAUAUGAUCAUUGUGUUCACUGGUGGUGAUGAGCUGGAAGAGAAUGAAGAGACUUUGGAGGAGUAUUUGGCUCAAGCUUGCCCUGAGUUUCUGAAAGAGAUGCUUGAGCUAUGUGACAAUCGAAUGGUACUGUUUGAUAACAAGACCAAGGAUAAGCGCAAGAAAGCUGCGCAAGUUCAGAAGCUUCUCUCACAUGUUGAUUCCAUCUCUAGAAAGAACAAUGGAAAACCGUUUACAGAUGAAUUGUUCCAUGAACUUCAGGGAGAGGCUAUGAAGCUACGUGACCAGAAGAAGGAGGUUGAAUCGCUCAAGGGCUAUUCAAAGGAUGAGAUAUCUGAGUUCAAGAAGCAAAUAGAGAUAUCGUAUGAUCGACAGCUUAGCCGCAUCACAGAGAUGGUGGAGACAAAGCUGAGAGAAACGGCAAAGAGGCUGGAGAAGCAGCUAGGUGAAGAACAAGCAGCAAGACUUGAAGCUGAGAAGAGGGCAAAUGAGGCUCAGAAACGGUCGAGCGAUGAGAUCAAGAAGCUGAGAGAGAAUCUGGAGAAAGCAGAGAAAGAAACAAAGGAACUCCAGAAAAAACUUGGAAAGUGCAUCAAUCUGUGAUUGAGAUAUCUCUACUUCUUUGAAGUCUCUGACAAGGGCUUCACUUAUAUAUGGUUUUAUCAUGAAACACUAGGUGUGUUGUAACUAAAGACGCAUUUGCAUGUGAACGAAUUUGAGUUUUGAGUUUGGUUUUUAUUUUCCUUGGUUCAA